Messenger RNA from Prorocentrum cordatum, 4759 nucleotides. NCBI's taxonomy places the organism in Eukaryota, Dinophyceae, Prorocentrales, Prorocentraceae. The record is from the annotation of a GenBank genome assembly.
UUUUCCAAUCCAGCUCUGCUCUUCCAGCGGGAUCGUUCGAUGCGGACUGUCUGCCCGCCUCCCCGUCGUCAUGUCAUUUGAUCGUCACAUGCGUCCGCAUGCGCCUCAGCUCGAGCUGGCAGCGGCCCCCUUAGCCGCCCGCUGUCGGGCGCCCCGCGCCCCGGAGCUUCGAGCGGGUCGAGGCCGCCAAGCGCUUGCGCGAAGUGGCAACCCGCCUCGGAGUCGCCCGCGAGGCCGACAAUGCCGGGCGGACGAAGGCAUCAACGAGGGCGCGGAGCACAUCAACAAGUUCCACGACGUCCACAGCCUGUGCAGGGCCAUGCCGAUGCGCGACGUCCACAGCCUGUGCAGGGCCAUGCCGAUGCGCCUGAGACUCUGGAGGGUCAAGGGCGGCGACCGCCUUCGCUAGUAGUGCCUGCUCUGACACAGCGCCCACAUAAGCGCUGACAUGUGGCCGCCACCUCACGGGGGGUCCGACUUCGGAAGAGGGGCUGGACUAUGAUACUGGCGCGUCGCAGUGGGCCAUGAUCCAGGCGGCGGCCACGGAGGAGCUGCUGCGGCGACAGGUCGGCUUCGGGAAGCACAAGGGCCUGACCUACCGGGAGGUGAUGGUGACGGAGCCGAGCUAUUGUGAUAGAUUUGCGAGGGCCCACGUGAAGCCCAAGCACGAGUUUACGUGGCCAUUCAUGUUCGAUUUCGUCCAGGCGAUGCGGCGGCUGGGUUUCCCGCGCGACGCUGCGGAGCGGGGUGAUUUACGCAGAGUCGGCUUCGGGAAGUAUUACAACCUGACGUACAGGGAGGCGCUGAACCAAGACCCGGACUAUUGCGACUGGUUUCUGACUCUGAAUUGCCCGGCGCAGGGUCGGGCGCAGCACGACUUCGUACUGUGGCUGCGGGCGGAGCGUCUGGUGGCUGCGGCGCAGCGCGACUUCGUACGGUGGCAAGAGCCAGCCGCCAGAGGAUACGCCGAGGGCGGCGACCCGCGCGCGGGCGCCGCCGGCGGUGGCCGCAGCAGCUCCGGCGUGCGGCAGGCGGGCCAGCGCAUGGCCCCCCUCGGCGUCCUCGGCCUGCUGCAAACGCGGACCUUCCAGGAGGUGUUCGACGAGGACCCGGAGCUCUGCAGAGGGAUGGCGGGCCCCGUCCCCGACGAUCUGAUCUUAGAUUCAGACGAUGACCGCAUCUCUUUGGGCGGACUCAGCCUCGGUUCCGACGCGGGUGGCGUCGCGCUCGAGGGCUCGCCAGACUGCGGCGGCAUGAGCCCUGACUCUGAGCUCGACGCCGACGGUUUGCAUGUGGAGUCCGACGACGGCGACGCCAUGAGCGCGCUGCCCGACCUCAGCGCGCCAGCUGCCGUGGCGCCCGGGCCAGGUCACCGCAAGCGCACGUGGCAGGAGGUGGUGUCUGCGCUCGCGUUCAACGAUCGACUGGCUGUGCAGCGAGCAGCGAAGCGAGAGUUCAGAUCGCCCCAGGAGUUCGCGGCGACGGCCGACGCCUUCUCCGCGACGAGAUUGCACGUGGGCGACCGGGUGGAGUUUGGUCGAUGGCGCGAGCUGCUGUGCGACUCCGCUAAAUAUUGCGUGAGGGAGCCUGGCAGCAAGCCCCCCUCCUUCGGCCCCGCCGGCGCGCCCGGCGGCCCCAUCGGAGGGGCGGCGGAGAUGCUCGAUUAUCGGACCGCCCGUGCCGUGGGUUUCAAGUGCAAGAGUGGAAUUCUUGAGCUACUGGCGGAGACCGUGGAGCUCUCGUGGGAGGAGGACCCCGUCGUUCACGGGAUCGAUGUAGCACCGCCGAUGGCCCCCGUCAAGGUUUCGCGAGCGGAGGAAGUGAUUGUCCCACCCAUGUUUAUGACUUCGAGUGGGACAGAUUGCACUUAUCGGGCUUUCAGUAGAUCACCUUUCAACUUCCACACGGCCAGCGGCCUGCUGCAAUCAGUCGAUUUCAUCAUGUACGUGUUGGGAAGUGAUGGGGCCAUGCCCAACAUACGUCUGAUGACGUACUGCAUGCAGGCUGCGGCGGCCUUCAAUGAAGGAGCCGACCGCGACGCAGACGACCCGACCAGGUGGCAGGGAUGGCUCCUUAUUGUUACGCAGCUGUGUUACAGUCACAUUCUCAACAGAUCUGUGUACCUCACAUUCAAGCACACCCAGCUGGUGCCGUCCCUGUACAACGUGGCCUUCACCUUCCGCUACCAGCCUCGGCUCAGCGCUUUCAUGAGGAAGCUACGGGAGAAGGUGUCCUCGGAUCUUCACACCGGCGGGUACAUGAUCGGCGAGCCCUCGCAGUCCGACCUCAGCCACACGUCCGCCGUCCUGUCUCUGUGCGUAUGCCGCCCCUUGCGCACGCGAGGGCGCGAUUGGCAGCUGGGCCCUGCGAGGGGCGAGGACCUCGUGCGGUACAGGUGCGAGGUUCUCCAGAGCUUGCUCACGGGCGACAUCAGGUCCGACAGGGUCAGCGCUUUGACGGAGACGUUUCUGGAUCCAUUGGCGUCGGUCCUUCCCUCGACGUCGAAAUGGUACACUAUUGGGCCGUCGAUGGUUCCCCAAGUGUCGCUUAUCAUGAUCAACCGCAUUUUGCCGCAGAUAGGGCCACUGACCAUUGAGGAUCUCGACGAGGAGAACGAGGAGGACCCGUGGAGGCAGAGAAUCGCCCAGAGAGUCAACAAAGGCAAGGCAGCCAUCAAGGAUCCAGAGUUCUGGAAAGAGUCCGUGGUCGCCCUCUGGGGUGCAGAACCAAUCGAGGCGUUAGACUCCAGGCUGCAGUAUUUGGAGGAACACGGCCUCGCCCUGCCAGAUGCCGCUGACCCUGCGGGGUGCGUUUUCGAAUGUCAGGCGGAGUUGUUCAGGCGGGCGCUCUCACAUCCGUCUUCGACGUGGACAGCGGCGAUGCUAGGGCACCAUUUUGCCUUGGACCCGCAGGUCGACCAAUUCGAUUUUAAGAUGCUGUGCUUCCGCAGGGCGAUGAGCAUCAGCGCCAUCGUGUGGUCUCGCAUCGAGAUCCCGCUCUCCAGGCCCCCUCUUGCGUGGUGCAGGCUUGCCGACCCCAAGUGCCCCGAUGGCGUCAAGGAGCAGCUGCACUCCUUGUUCAAGCGGGUUCCUCGAUGUUGCCUGGACUGCGGCUUCACUCUCCCGCUGCGGACGGCUGGCGCGUCGCUGGACGACCUGGGCCACAUGGCGAAGAGCUUGAGCAGUCGCGGCGGGUGCACCAACAUGGGCCUGGAGAGGCUUCUGGCUCUGAUCAAGAAGUCGUGCCCGCAUGUAUCUCGCCACCCGACGGCCGAGAGAUUGAUUUACGGCGGCGGGCUGACGCAGUUCCACAACAGGUACGUGCGGAGUGGUUUCGGAGAUUCCAGGGGCCCGGCCAAGCGCGCCGAGUUGAUCGAGAAGGGGGUCCCCAUUGCUGCCGCUGCCAAGGAUCGAGCGCGCCGGGGGGCUGCGGGUUCUCGGAUGCAUCUUGCUUACGGCAACUUGAAGUUCACAGAGUGGGCCAGCCAGCACCCCGAGGCGACCUCGGAGGAGCUCGGCCAGCAGCGUUCGAGGUGCAUGAAGUUAUGGUCAACGGCAUCGGCUGAUGAGAAGCUGGAGUUCGAGCGGAGGCAGCGGCGCCUCGCCGAUGGCGGCCUCCAGGGCGUCCCCGAGCCCGAUCUCGAGCCUGGUAGCGUGAUAUCCAAAUCAGUAUGGGCUGCUCUCAUCGGGGAUGACAAGUGGUGCGUGGCGCCGAGCAACGUCGAGGCCAUGCUCAGGAUGUCGGACGGCGCGGUCCCGCGCGAGUUUGACGUUGAGAGCGAUGCGAGGGGCGGGGUCGACCAUCGCUUCAGGUCGAUCCGGGACCGAGCCCUGCCCGACUACUUGAUCAAGGACGUCCCAGAUCACUCUGCGGCGAUCCCGUCUACUGCUGAUCUGUCCCUGCCGAUGCCGUGCCACGCCGUGCACUUUGGUCUCUGCUUCUCGCGGGACAAGGGCAUCUACGGCGAGAUCGUGAAGAUUGCUGGCGCCAUCAAGCAUUUCUUCCAGCCCGAUGCGGUCGGCGAGUUCUUCGUCUUGCGCUCCUUCGUCGGCGACGGGGCCAACCGCGCCGACGUGGCCGAGGCAGAUGACGAGGGCGAGCAUCGGAGGCCCCGGGCUGUGCGCGCUGGCAGAUGGAGUGUGCACCCCAAGUUCAGCAUCUCCAAAGUGGUCACUCGCGGCGUGCACACCGGCUGGGGCGCGAACUGCAAUCGGCACUUGAAUGCAGACGACAGCAACCGAUGUACGAAGAAUUGCACCCUGGGCAAGCGCGACCCGCUGCCAGAUGCAGUAGUUGUCCAGGCCUUGCGCCGCUGGCUCACCGAAGGCCUGGACGUGGCGUUGGACGGGGCUGAGAGCAGGAACGAUCAUCGCAGGGCGUUCCCUGAAGACCGGGCUAAUAUAGAGGCUUACGCGUCUCAGUACACUGAGGCGCUCGACGAGCUCCCCGACGCUGCGGCGAGCUAUGAUGCAGGUCCGAAGUUCGGCGAAGCGCAGAUCGUGGACCACAUGAGACAGGGGCACCGCUUCGGCGCGCCGGGGGUCGCCGGCAUGACCACGGAGUCCACGAUGAAGGCGGGAGCUCUGGUGGGCGUGGCCGAGUACAAGAACAGUGUGGGCGAGCGCGUCUACGCCUCCACCAAGAGGAAGCCCCUCGGCAACACGUACAGCCGCGGGCACGAGGUCAGCAUUCCCGAGAAGGGCUUCGGCAAGAAAGAGUAUGACGUGGCGGACGCAGAGAACGAUCCUGGCAAGCCGAG